AUGUGGCAGGACAGAGCCAGAGGCAGAUGGUCCAACACAAGCCCACCCUCCUCCUCCUGGACCCUCCUCCUCCUGGACCCUCCUCCUCCUGGACCCCCCUCCUCCUGGACCCCCCUCCUCCUGGACCCUCCUCCUCCUGGACCCUCCUCCUCCUGGACCCUCCUCCUCCUGGACCCUCCUCCUCAUGGACCCUCCUCCUCCUGGACCCUCCUCCUCCUGGACCCUCCUCCUCCUGGACCCUCCUCCUCCUGGACCCUCCUCCUCCUGGACCCCCCUCCUCCUGGACCCUCCUCCUCCUGGACCCUCCUCCUCCUGGACCCUCCUCCUCCUGGACCCUCCUCCUCCUGGACCCUCCUCCUCCUGGACCCUCCUCCUCCUGGACCCUCCUCCUCCUGGACCCCCCUCCUCCUGGACCCUCCUCCUCCUGGACCCUCCUCCUCCUGGACCCUCCUCCUCCUGGACCCCCCUCCUCCUGGACCCUCCUCCUCCUGGACCCUCCUCCUCCUGGACCCUCCUCCUCCUGGACCCUCCUCCUCCUGGACCCCCCUCCUCCUGGAACCCCCCUCCUCCUGGACCCUCCUCCUCCUGGACCCUCCUCCUCAUGGACCCUCCUCCUCCUGGACCCUCCUCCUCAUGGACCCCCCUCCUCCUGGACCCCCCUCCUCCUGGACCCUCCUCCUCCUGGACCCCCCUCCUCCUGGACCCUCCUCCUCCUGGACCCCCCUCCUCCUGGACCCUCCUCCUCCUGGACCCUCCUCCUCCUGGACCCUCCUCCUCCUGGACCCUCCUCCUCCUGGACCCUCCUCCUCCUGGACCCCCCUCCUCCUGGACCCCCCUCCUCCUGGACCCUCCUCCUCCUGGACCCCCCUCCUCCUGGACCCUCCUCCUCCUGGACCCCCCUCCUCCUGGACCCUCCUCCUCCUGGACCCUCCUCCUCCUGGACCCCCCUCCUCCUGGACCCUCCUCCUCCUGGACCCCCCUCCUCCUGGACCCUCCUCCUCCUGGACCCCCCUCCUCCUGGACCCUCCUCCUCCUGAACCCCCCUCCUCCUGGACCCUCCUCCUCAUGGACCCUCCUCCUCAUGGACCCUCCUCCUCCUGGACCCCCCUCCUCCUGGACCCUCCUCCUCCUGGACCCUCCUCCUCCUGGACCCUCCUCCUCCUGGACCCUCCUCCUCCUGGACCCUCCUCCUCCUGGACCCCCCUCCUCCUGGACCCUCCUCCUCCUGGACCCUCCUCCUCCUGGACCUCCUGGACCCUCCUCCUCCUGGACCCUCCUCCUCCUGGACCUCCUGGACCCUCCUCCUCCUGGACCCUCCUCCUCAUGGACCCUCCUCCUCCUGGACCCUCCUCCUCCUGGACCUCCUGGACCCUCCUCCUCCUGGACCCUGGACCCUCCUCCUCCUGGACCCUCCUCCUCCUGGACCUCCUGGACCCUCCUCCCUCAUGGACCCUCCUCCUCCUGGACCCUCCUCCUCCUGGACCCUCCUCCUCCUGGACCCCCCCUCCUCCUGGACCCUCCUCCUCCUGGACCCUCCUCCUCCUGGACCUCCUGGACCCUCCUCCUCCUGGACCCUCCUCCUCCUGGACCUCCUGGACCCUCCUCCUCCUGGACCCUCCUCCUCAUGGACCCUCCUCCUCAUGGACCCUCCUCCUCCUGGACCCCCCUCCUCCUGGACCCUCCUCCUCCUGGACCCCUCCUCCUCCUGGACCCUCCUCCUCCUGGACCCUCCUCCUCCUGGACCCCCCUCCUCCUGGACCCUCCUCCUCCUGGACCCUCCUCCUCCUGGACCUCCUGGACCCUCCUCCUCCUGGACCCUCCUCCUCCUGGACCUCCUGGACCCUCCUCCUCCUGGACCCUCCUCCUCCAUGGACCCUCCUCCUCCUGGACCCUCCUCCUCCUGGACCUCCUGGACCCUCCUCCUCCUGGACCCUGGACCCUCCUCCUCCUGGACCCUCCUCCUCCUGGACCUCCUGGACCCUCCUCCUCAUGGACCCUCCUCCUCCUGGACCCUCCUCCUCCUGGACCCUCCUCCUCCUGGACCCCCCUCCUCCUGGACCCUCCUCCUCCUGGACCCUCCUCCUCCUGGACCUCCUGGACCCUCCUCCUCCUGGACCCUCCUCCUCCUGGACCUCCUGGACCCUCCUCCUCCUGGACCCUCCUCCUCAUGGACCCUCCUCCUCCUGGACCCUCCUCCUCCUGGACCCUCCUCCUCCUGGACCCUCCUCCUCCUGGACCUCCUGGACCCUCCUCCUCAUGGACCCUCCUUCUCCUGGACCCUCCUCCUCCUGGACCCUCCUCCUCCUGGACCCUCCUCCUCCUGGACCCUCCUCCUCCUGGACCCUCCUCCUCCUGGAUCCUCCUCCUCCUGGACCCUCCUCCUCCUGGACCCUCCUCCUCCUGGACCCUCCUCCUCCUGGAUCCUCCUCCUACACACAUACACACACACACACACACACACACACACACACACACACACACACACACACACACACACACACAUCUACAGAUGUAUCUACAGACACCUGUCAAAAAGAACAAAGAAUAUUAUUUGUAGUUAUUACCCCCCCCCCAGAGCAACAGUCUGCCCCCCCCAUCCUCCAUGUCCCCUUCGUUCUGUGCUGCUGCCAACAGAGUUAG
Messenger RNA from Knipowitschia caucasica, 2640 nucleotides. NCBI's taxonomy places the organism in Eukaryota, Metazoa, Chordata, Actinopteri, Gobiiformes, Gobiidae. The record is from the annotation of a GenBank genome assembly.